Molecule: messenger RNA, 1331 nt
Organism: Echinops telfairi (small Madagascar hedgehog)
Lineage: Eukaryota; Metazoa; Chordata; Mammalia; Afrosoricida; Tenrecidae
Gene: RGS1
Product: regulator of G protein signaling 1
Exons: 5
Coding region: 43-672 (209 amino acids)
Source: RefSeq, a predicted model, not a curated record
GCAGCAAAGACGUGACGAGCAGAUAUUUGCAGGGUGAGGACGAUGCGGGCAGCAGCCUUCUCCACGCCAAGGUCAGAUAAAAUGCCCGGAAUGUUCUUCUCUGCUAACCCAAGGGAGUUGAAGGGGACUGGCCCUUCUCUUCUAGACAGCGCAGCUCAGAAAAAAAGGCCAAAGACUUUUGGAAUGGAUGUGAAAACAUACCUGAGAUCUUUGAUGCCACAUCUGGAAUCCGGAAUAAAAUCUUCUAAAGCCAAGAGCAUGCUUUGUGCUGAUGAAGUAAUGCAGUGGUCGCAAUCUCUAGAAAAACUUCUUGCAAACCAAACUGGCCAAGUUGUCUUUGGAAAAUUCCUGAAGUCUGAAUUUAGUGAGGAGAAUAUUGAAUUCUGGCUGGCUUGUGAAGACUAUAGGAAAACAGAGUCUGAUCUUUUGCAUUGUAAAGCAGAGAAAAUAUAUAAAGCAUUUGUUCAUGUCGAUGCUACGAAACAAAUCAACAUUGACUUUCAUACUCGAGAAACUACAGCCAAGAAGAUUAAAGCACCAACCUCCACUUGUUUUGAUGAAGCCCAAAAACUCAUAUACACUCUUAUGGAAAAAGAUUCCUACCCCAGGUUCCUCAAAUCAGAUAUUUACUUAAACCUUCUAAAUGACCUUCAGGCAAAUAGACUGAAGUGACAGGUUUCUGGCUGGAGGGUCUUAAAGAUGGUGUCAAGUUCAGAGGAGUGGGCCCAUGUGGCUCCCUGGAGAAAGAGCUUUGCCUUUGGGGUGACCGGACAGGGCCAGGGUAAGAACGAAGGACUCAACCAGGAUUAACUUGCAAGUGAUCCACGCACAGCAUUGCAGAAGCAUGUGCAAGUUGUUAACGAGAGACUUCAGAAGGAAGGGCAUGUGGUGGUACUGUCAAUAGGUACAGUAGCUCUGCAUAUUGGACAAUGCCUCCGAACUGAGAAGACCGGGAACUCUAGUAACACAGCAAUUGUGAAUAAAAUUAUGAAACUGAUUAAAAUAUGGUAUAAGCUUCAUGGUCAACUGACAUUCAUGCUGCAUAUCACUAUGUCUAGGUUGUGUAUUGAGCUGCUGAGAUCCUUUACCUUGGAUGACUAUUUGAAAAGUAUGUUUAUCAAAAUCAUCAUAGCUAUUCUUGUCCUAAGAGUUGUUAGUAUUUUUAUUGUUAUUGUUUAUUUGAUUGUAUUUUAGAGGGGAGGAGGGUGCUUGGAAGAAAUGAAGUAAAAUGUGGUUAACUUAAACCAGUGCUCUUACAACUGGGAGAGCAGAUUAUAAUUGUAAAUUAAAUUAUCACCAUGUCAAUAAUAAAUGUGUUUUAUAUUACAGUG